AUGGCCUUGUGCCUGUUUGGCUGUGUGAGAGAUCGGUAUCCGGCGGUUUAUCUCAAGAAGGUCAAUGAUCCAGGAAGCCAUGGGGAAGUUCCACCAGAUAUAAGCUCCAGCUUUGGGUGGAUGACUGUGUGCUGGAGGCUUCCUGUGGAUGAGAUUGCGAACCACUCGAAUCUGGAUCAUGGGAUGCUGGUCCAAUUCUGCGAUGCAGCUGUCAUGUGCUUUUUGUCGACCGGACUGCCCGCCCUGCUGAUCCUUUGUCCACUUUGCGCCUUGGUGGGAGCUGGCACAGCCAGUAACCUCGGGCUGCUGGGCUUUGCGAACGUGGCUAAAGGUAGCUGGAUCACUUAUCUUUAUCCCAUCUUCGUUUGGUACACCGUGGUCGUCACUCAGGCCUUUAUUUUCAGAGCCCAGCGGGCUUUUGUGGAGCGACGUUACCAAUGGCUUCGGACCAUGACGGAGCCGCGCGCAAACUCUGUAUUGCUUUCCAACCUGCCUGACAAUCUCAUGAAGGAGUCUGCUCUACGGACCUUUUUGGAGGAACAGAUCUUUGGAGCCAGCAACCGUGAAGUUCUGCAAUCUGUGAGCUUUGUGAAGGAUACCAACCAGCUGGACAAGCUCGUUGCGGAGCGUGCUCGCUACAAUGAGGACUUGCAAAAAUUGGUGCAGGGAGAGGUGCAUGAAAGACGAAAAGCAAUUGCCCGGGCCGAAAUGUCCAAGGUGGAGGGACAAGUCGCCAAGCUGCAGGGUAUCAUUGAGCAGAGCGAUGACUAUAACCUGAAUCUUGCGUUUGUGUCCUUCCACGACCGACAUGAUGCAGUGAUUGUGCUGAAGCUCUUUGCACCUGGUGGCAAUGAAGACAUUAUCGCAGAGCUUCCACCAGACACUGAUGAUGUCAUUUGGAAUGACUUGCGACCUUCCCAAUCGCAAUGGCUGUAUGAUUUCACCGGCUACUUCCUGCUGGCGUUUGUCUUUGUGAUUUUUGUACCCCUGGUGGCCUACAACGCCAGCUUUACAGAGGUUGCAGUUUGGGAGAAGAACGAUAGCAACGUGAAAUCGUUCAUGAACCUCUAUCCAGUUGUUGCAGUCUUUUCCGAUGCGAUCGUUGCACCCCUGGUGCUGAUCUUCCUAAUGGGAAUUCUUUGCUCAAUAAUUGCCUCAAUCUUGGUGAACUUCUUCGUUUUGAAGGCACGAGGAAUCUUGCAGCACUUGGUCCAGAGAUGGUACUAUGUCUACUUGGUGAUUUUUGUUCUGUUCCUUACUGCUGUGGGCAAGUCUCUCACCAACAGUUUGGGUGACUUGUUCAAGGAUCCCAAGGAAAUCCCGAAGGUGUUAGCCGAGAGCUUUGCCGACUGCACCCUUUUUUACAUGGACUUUAUCGUCCUGACGUGCUGCAUAUAUGCGCUCGCACUUCUUCGACUGAUGCCGCUCUAUCGGUACAGAAUACACAGUUGUGUUUACGAGGAUCGGAUUGCCAUAGCAAAGUCGGAACCAGAGGAUCAGGAUUAUAAUGGAAUGGGGGCUCGCAGUGCGCGACUGAGCCUAUGCUAUGUUGUGGUCCUCAUCCUGGGUACGCUGGCACCUGUGAUCACCAUACUUGGUGCUAUCCUUUUUGCAAUUUGCCGUAUAGUCUUCACGUAUCUGUUCGUUUACGCAGAAACACUCAAGCCGGACCUUGGGGGUCUCUUUUGGCACCAGCAGCUGAAACAUGUGCAGCUGGGGACCUUCUUGUACAUAGCCCUCAUGACAGUGUUGCUGCUGCAACGGGCUCCCAACUACAUCCCAGGAGUACUUUGCGGUUCGAGUGUGCUUUUCAUGGCCUUUUCGUACUAUACAUUCCUUCACAAGUUUCGAUGGGAGCAGCUUGAGUUCAGCGAGAUUCCCGCCAAAGUUAGCGAAGGUGCUCCAGAGAUCCCCCGUGUUUACGGCCACUACAAACAGCCUGAACUGCCUCCGCCAAAGUCAAAAGAGAACUUGAAGCUGCAGCGUGCAGCCACAACGAUGCGUGCCAGGGUGGACGCCUGCUGCGAUGUGGGGCCCCAACGGCGCGAGAAGAGGGAUAUGUCGCGGCACAAGACGAUGCCUUAG
Cladocopium goreaui is the source of this 2085-nucleotide messenger RNA. NCBI's taxonomy places the organism in Eukaryota, Dinophyceae, Suessiales, Symbiodiniaceae. The record is from the annotation of a GenBank genome assembly.